CGGGCUCUGCGUCAAAAGCCCCAGAGCCUUUGUUUGCUGGGCGGGGAGCAGAGUAAAGCGCAGAAGUCGGAGCCUAGGGCUGUGUAGACUCCUGGCGCUAUGCGGUACCUACCGUGCCUGUUGCUGUGGGCAUUCCCACAGGUCUGGGGACAGUCUGAAGGCCAGCAAAAGAAUUACACCUUUCGCUGCCUGCAGAUGUCUUCCUUUGCCAACAGAAGCUGGUCCCGCACAGACAGCGUGGUCUGGCUGGGGGAUCUGCAGACACACCGUUGGAGUAAUGACUCAGACACCAUCAGCUUCACGAAACCGUGGUCCCAGGGCAAGUUCAGUAACCAGCAGUGGGAGAAGUUGCAGCAUAUGUUUCAAGUCUACCGAGUCAGCUUUACCAGGGACAUGCAGGAAUUAGUCAAAAUGAUGUCACCUAAAGAAGACUAUCCCAUUGAGAUCCAGUUGUCUUCCGGCUGUGAAAUGUACCCUGGGAAUGCUUCAGAGAGCUUUUUACAUGUAGCAUUUCAAGGAAAAUAUGUGGUGAGAUUCCACGGAACCUCCUGGCAGACGGUCCCAGGCGCCCCGCGUUGGUUAGACUUGCCCAUCAAAGUGCUCAACUCUGAUCAAGGGACGUCAGAAACGGUGCAGAUGCUCCUGAAUGACACCUGCCCCCAGUUUGUCCGUGGUCUCCUAGAGGCAGGGAAAUCAGACCUAGAGAAGCAAGAGAAGCCAGUGGCCUGGUUGUCCAGGGGCCCCAACCCUGUACCUGGCCAUUUGCAGCUGGUGUGUCAUGUCUCUGGCUUCUACCCAAAGCCUGUGUGGGUGAUGUGGAUGCGGGGUGACCAGGAGCAACAAGGUACUCACAGAAGUGACAUCCUGCCAAAUGCUGAUGAGACAUGGUAUCUUCAAGCAACCCUGGAUGUGGAGGCUGGAGAGGCAGCUGGCCUGGCCUGCAGGGUGAAGCACAGCAGUCUAGAAGGGCAGGAUAUCCUCCUCUACUGGGAUGCCAGACAAGUAUCCAUGGGCCUGAUCUUCUUGAUAGUAGUAAUGCUACUAGUUCUAGUGGCGGGCGCUGUAGCCUACUAUAUCAGGAAAAAGAAAAGCUCCUAUCAAGACAUCCUGUGACUCCUCCUUAGACCUGCCUCUCCUGAAAUUCAGACUUUCCAGGAUUUAGGACUUCGGUCCUGGUCUACUCAGGAACUGAGAGUGAAAGAGAGGAAUCCUGAGAUGUGAAGAGCAACCAGUAUAUUCUUUUUUAACAUUAAUUACAAGGAAUUAAUUAUUUAAAUUGUUUUAUAAGUUUGCGUAGUUCAGAACAAACACAACUGCAAAUGUGUGUACCUGCCAGAAACAAGCUGUGAGCAGUGUUUUAUGGGAUUUGCACUGAACUAGAAAGCACCCUUCCUGCCCAAACAGACACUCUGGGGUUUGUUGGCAAGUGUAAAGUCCAACACCAACAUGGCUGUACUUUGUAUUUUUCAAGAUAACUAGAAAAAUGGAUUUGUGUGUGUGUGUGUGUGUGAGAGAGAGAGAGAGACAUACAGCUUUGGGGUUUGUUGGCAAGUGUAAAGUCCAACACCAACAUGGCUGUACUCUGUAUUUUUCAAGAUAACUAGAAAAAUGGAUUGUGUGUGUGUGUGGGGGGGUGACACACAGAUUUUAAAAAGUGAACUCAAAUAUUUGCAAAUGUUUGCUACCUUAGAUACAAACCUGCUGACUAAUGAUAACUCCGAGGGCUUCCAGUUUGUGGCUCUUUUAAAAAUGUUUGUUCUAAAUGCCAUAAUGACCAUUUUAGGACACAGUCUCUAUGGAAAAUUUGCAUUAAUGACUGAAAGGUAUUUUCUCUUUAAAAUAAAAUAGGAUGUAACAUGAAAA
Messenger RNA from Mastomys coucha (southern multimammate mouse), 1863 nucleotides. It is a transcript of the gene Cd1d, whose product is annotated as CD1d molecule. Gene Ontology annotation, biological process: positive regulation of T cell mediated cytotoxicity; antigen processing and presentation, endogenous lipid antigen via MHC class Ib; antigen processing and presentation, exogenous lipid antigen via MHC class Ib. NCBI's taxonomy places the organism in Eukaryota, Metazoa, Chordata, Mammalia, Rodentia, Muridae. Gene Ontology annotation, cellular component: external side of plasma membrane. Bases 100 to 1113 code for a protein of 337 amino acids. The record is from RefSeq and is a predicted model, not a curated record. Gene Ontology annotation, molecular function: endogenous lipid antigen binding; exogenous lipid antigen binding; lipopeptide binding. The transcript has 6 exons.